Messenger RNA from Anarrhichthys ocellatus (wolf-eel), 802 nucleotides. It is a transcript of the gene pmchl, whose product is annotated as pro-melanin-concentrating hormone, like. The coding region runs from base 242 to 649 and encodes 135 amino acids. Lineage: Eukaryota; Metazoa; Chordata; Actinopteri; Perciformes; Anarhichadidae. Gene Ontology annotation, biological process: chemical synaptic transmission; behavior. The record is from RefSeq and is a predicted model, not a curated record. The transcript has a single exon. Gene Ontology annotation, molecular function: melanin-concentrating hormone activity; type 1 melanin-concentrating hormone receptor binding.
CGCCAAAACAACACUCUUGAGCACUGCAAGACUUCUACCCAACUGCCUUGCUUUCAACUAAUUUCCUGAGCACAACAGGAGAAGCAAUGAUGAGAAACGAUUCAACGUGGCCAAUCCAGCUUGUCCGAAAUGAUAUAAAAGAGGACGAUACGAUGUCUGGGUCAGUACAACGAAGCAAAGAGCACUGGAAAGGAACCCAUCCUCGAAGCCAACGCUUUGCACCUCCUGGAAGACCUUCACCAUGAGACAGUCACUCAUGUCCGUCAUCUUCGCCGCAGCACUGUUAUUCGAGUGCUAUGCUCUGUCAGUGGCGUUGCCUAUGGGCAAGACUGACGACGGCUCCUUGGAGCAGGAUACUUUGGCCUCGCUGCUGAGCAACGAGGCAUCAGAAAACGGCCUGGGCGACGCAGACCUGGCCACGGCGGGCAAAACCAGAGGGCCGAGGGUAAUCGUCAUCGCCGAUCCAAGCCUGUGGAGGGACGUGCGGGUGCUGCACAGCGGACUGUCCGUCUACAAGCGGAGAGCUGACGACAACGGCCAGAUCAUCGAGCACAGAGACGCCGGCCAGGACCUGAGCAUCCCCAUUCUGAGGAGGGACACGAUGAGGUGCAUGGUGGGACGGGUGUAUCGGCCAUGCUGGGAAGUCUAGGACAGUUUGCUCUGCUCGUCCAGGCGCCAAAACACCGGACGACCACCACAUCCUUUCCUGCCUCACACUGAGUUGCAACAUAAUCCAAAAAUCUAUGUAUCUAUAUUUAAAUUAUUGCAAAUCUGAUAAUAAAAACUACUGAAUUCUGCCUUA